AUGGAAGUGGAUAAUGCGCCUGUGGCAUCUGACGACGUUAUAAAAACGUUCGUUGAUGAGGUGGAGCAUACUGCGCGUCAAGCUCGCGUUGCUGCUCAUAGCCAUGUGAAAGGACUUGGACUUGAUCCUUCUACUGGAGAAGCACUACCCAAUGCUGGAGGUCUCGUGGGUCAAUCCCUUGCUCGUACAUCUGCUGGAGUCAUAGUUGAUCUUGUUAAAGCCAAAAAUAUGGCUGGAAGAGCUGUACUUUUUGCAGGACCUCCAGGAACUGGUAAAACAGCCAUUGCUUUGGCCAUGGCUCAGGAGCUUGGUGAUAAAGUUCCUUUCUGUCCCAUUGUGGCGUCGGAAGUAUAUUCUAGCGAAGUAAAGAAGACUGAAGUGCUUAUGGAAAACUUCAGAAGAGCGAUAGGUGGGUUGCGCGUAAAAGAGAAAAAAGAAGUCUACGAAGGUGAAGUGACUGAGCUCACCCCUGUCGAGACCGCAAAUCCUCUUGGCGGAUUUGGAAAAACUAUAUCGCAUGUGGUAGUCUCAUUGAAAACUGCUAAAGGAAGCAAACAGUUGAAACUUGAUCCCAGUAUUUAUGACACUAUUCUCAAGCAGAGAAUCGAGAUCGGGGACGUGAUUUACAUUGAAGCCAACAGUGGCGCAGUAAAGCGGUUGGGACGCUGUGAUGUAUACGCCUCAGAGUUCGAUCUCGAAGCUGAUGAGUUUGUUCCUUUGCCGAAAGGUGAUGUGCACAAGACCAAGGAGUUAGUACAGAGGCAUCCUGAAAUAACCCUAGUUCUUGAUGGCUCACAACUAAUUAAGGACGUCACUCUGCAUGAUCUUGAUAUGGCAAACGCUCGUCCUCAAGGGCAACAGGGCAGCCUCAGUCUUAUGUUUAACCAGCUGUUCAAGCCAAAGAAGACUGAAAUCACAGCAGAACUGAUGCCGGGUGUGCUAUUCAUCGACGAGGUGCAUAUGUUAGACAUUGAAUGUUUCACUUACCUCCAUCGAGCGCUUGAGAGCACAAUUAGUCCAGUAGUAAUUUUUGCGACAAAUAGAGGUAUUAGCAAGGUGAGGGGAUCUGGUGAGUUAUCUCCCCACGGAAUUCCACGGGACUUACUUGAUCGACUACUAAUCAUUCCUACAGUCGAGUAUUCUGUGGAAGAACUCAAAAAGGUAGAGAAGUUUACAAGUGUUUCCUCUCCCCAUGCUGCAUGGUUUUUCCUAAUUCAAAGUUUCAUUUUUUCGUUGAAGGAAGGAUACUUGAUUGAACAGGCGAUUUAAAA
Molecule: messenger RNA, 1271 nt
Organism: Strongylus vulgaris
Lineage: Eukaryota; Metazoa; Nematoda; Chromadorea; Rhabditida; Strongylidae
Source: the annotation of a GenBank genome assembly